AUGAAAGAACUUGUUACAUUAAUUACUGGUGGUUUAUCAGGUCUCGGUCUUGCUUGUGUAAAGAGAUUUGUACAUAAGCUACAUGCACAUGUUAUCAUAUGUGAUUUACCAUCAGCAUCUUCAUCAUCUAUUCCUGGUUCAUCAUUAUUUCUACCAACUGAUGUUACAUCUGAAUUGGAUGUAAAAAAUGUUUUUGAUCGUAUUCGAAUAGAUUUCGGUCACUUAGAUGUGCUUAUUAAUUGUGCUGGUAUUAUUCUUUCUCAACUAAUUUUUGAACAUUCACUUGAAGAUUUUAAUCGUAUAAUUGAUGUUAAUACUAAUGGAACAUAUAAUAUGAUUCAGCAAAUGAUUCCAUUAAUGAUAAAUAAUGGAGUAAUUAUAAAUACGUCAUCUGUAGCUGCAUUUGAAGGACGACGUGGACAAACAGCUUACGCUGCAUCAAAAGGAGCUAUUGCAGAAAUGACUCGACCAUUAGCAAAAGCAUUAGCACCGAUGAAUAUUCGCGUAUGUUCUAUAGUUCCUGGUGCCUUCGAUACACCACUAUUGUGUAGAUUACGUGCAAAAGUUCCUAAUACACCAGGAAAUUUUCCACUCUUUCCUGCUCGACUUAGUGAUCCAGAUGAAUUCGCACAAUUUGCUCAAGCAAUUGUAGAAAAUCCUUUAUUGAAUGGUAUUAAUAUUCGACUUGAUGCUCUUCUUCGUAUGCCACCUUAG
Rotaria sp. Silwood1 is the source of this 714-nucleotide messenger RNA. Lineage: Eukaryota; Metazoa; Rotifera; Eurotatoria; Philodinida; Philodinidae. The record is from the annotation of a GenBank genome assembly.